UCCCCCAACGAGCGGCGGGACUCACGGAGCGGGCGCGGCUCCCCUGCCCACGGCAGCGGUCAGUACGCCGCGGCAGUGUCCCCAGCUGCGAGCUGCCGAUGCGCGUCCAGUGACUGAACAGCGGGGCCUGCGCGCGACGGGGACGGCGGCGGUGGCGGCGGCGGCAGACACCCGGCCACCGUGACCCCAAUUUUGGAUUUACCACUCGGGGGGUGGGGGGAACCUGGAUUUAACUGGCGACUGUUUUGGGGGACGCCGGACGCCAUGUUGUGGAAAUUAACCGAUAAUGUCAAGUACGAAGAGGACUGCGAGGAUCGCCACGACGGGAGCAGCAAUGGGACCCCGCGCAUCCCCCACCUCUCCUCGGCCGGGCAGCACCUCUACAGCCCGGCGCCGCCGCUCUCCCACGCCGGGGUCGGGGAGUACCAGCCGCCCUACUUCCCGCCGCCCUACCAGCAGCUGGCGUACUCGCAGUCGGCCGACCCCUACUCGCACCUGGGCGAGGCCUACGCCGCCGCCAUCAACCCGCUGCACCAGCCUGCGCCCGCCGGCAGCCAGCAGCAGAGCUGGCCCGGCCGCCAGGCCCAGGACGGGGCCGGCCUGCCCGCGCACCAUGGCCGCCCCGCCGGCCUGCUCCCGCACCUCUCGGGGCUGGACGCCGGCUCGGUGAGCUCCCGCAGGGACGCCUACCGCCGCUCUGACCUGCUGCUGCCCCACGCGCACUCCCUGGACGCCGCGGGCCUGGCGGACAAUCUGGGUCUCCACGACAUGGCUCACCAGAUGGACGAGGUGCAGAAUGUUGAUGAUCAGCACCUGCUCCUGCACGACCAGACUGUCAUUCGCAAAGGUCCCAUCUCGAUGACCAAGAACCCCCUGAGUCUCCCCUGUCAGAAGGACCUGGUGGGAGCCGUGAUGAAUCCGAGCGAGGUCUUCUGCUCUGUGCCUGGGAGACUCUCUCUCCUGAGCUCCACGUCCAAAUACAAAGUGACGGUGGCUGAGGUCCAGAGGCGACUGUCCCCGCCGGAAUGCUUGAACGCCUCCCUCCUAGGCGGUGUUCUCAGAAGAGCUAAAUCCAAAAAUGGAGGCCGGUCUCUGCGGGAGAAACUGGACAAGAUAGGAUUGAACCUUCCGGCCGGCAGGCGCAAGGCUGCUCACGUCACCCUCCUGACGUCCCUGGUAGAAGGUGAAGCAGUUCACCUGGCCCGGGACUUUGCAUAUGUCUGUGAAGCCGAGUUUCCUAGUAAACCGGUGGCCGAGUAUUUAACCAGACUUCACCUUGGAGGACGCAAUGAGAUGGCAAAUCGAAAGAACAUGCUUCUGGCUGCACAGCAGGUGUGCAAGGAGUUCACGGACCUCCUCAAUCAAGACCGGACCCCCAACGGCAACAACAGGCCCACCCCGGUGCUGGAGGCGGGCAUCCAGAACUGCUUGUCCCAUUUCAGCCUGAUUACCCACGGCUUCGGCAGCCAGGCCAUCUGCGCCGCCGUGUCGGCCGUGCAGAACUACAUCAAAGAGGCGCUGAUCAUGAUAGACAAGUCCUACAUGAACCCCGGGGAGCAGAGCCCCGCGGACUCGAACAAGACUCUGGAGAAGAUGGAGAAGCACCGCAAGUGACGGUGGGCGCCCACAGGAAGGAAAGGACCUGGAGAAGGAGCCCGAGUCCCGCCCGCUCCCAGCCUCCUACAAAGCCCAGGAGCCCCGGGUGGAGGGGCCCCCUGCUGCCCUGCUGGGCUCCUCGGCGAUGCUGAUGUCCCCUCUCCGAAGUGGUGAUUUCUCAAGCCUUGAAGUCUCUGACUCUGACAUUGGAUCCCAAGAUGACAAGCGCUGGGUUUUGCCUUUGUUACGUAUUAAACAUUUACACUUUGGAACCCUGAUCACCCUGUCCCUCAAAAGUGGUGCUACAAGUUUUAAAAUCAGUAAACUGCCUGGGCCUCAGGAGAAACCUCACACUUGGCUGUUGGGAUGUCAAGUUGACGUGACCUUCACGGAUCGACAGCUUGGUGGUUUUUUUCAGUGUUAAGAUAGAAUGGCUGGUUUUCGCAUCCACAGAAUAUUUAUCAUUAAAAAGAAAAAUGAGUAUUUAUCUAGGUUCUUCAGUGGUCCCAUCCUGCAGCUGAGGCAGAGGUUCCAUGUGCUUAGCAACUGGUUAUUAACGGGUGGUAUUUGACACACUUUGAACCCCAAGUUCAACAGGGGCCUUCUGAUUUUAGAAAACUUGUAGAAACAAAGCCUGCUGAUUUUGUUUUUGUGUGUCUUUUUUUUUUUUUUUUUACUUUGAAAGUUAACUCUUUAAGUGGGAAACCCUUGGAAAUGGACCUGUUCAUAUCAGGUACUAAAGCUUUAUUUGCAUAUUUAUUUCAGACCUUUGAUUUUUUUUUUUUUUUUGAGUAAACUUGAAAAGGGUAGGCAUGGAGCCUGGCAGCUGCCUGUCGCCCCAAGCCCCUGCGGAGCUCUGUAUUUUGAAAAACAGUGUGUUGUGUGUACAGAUUUUAUUUAUGCAUAAUUUAAUGGGGUCUGUAAAUAUUGGUGCACUUCCUGUGACGUUUCGAGAAAUGGGAUGCGAUUUUAAUGUUAACUUUUAAUGGUGAGGGUAAUCUAUAAUACAUCUGUAGACUUUAUCUUGUGUAUACAGGGUAUUUUGACUUGAGGAGAUCCCGGGCUUUGUUCUUGGGUUGGAAAAUUCUGUUUAAUUGGAGCUCUCAGAAAGCAAUAACUGCAUCUUGUUCCUGUGGCCUGAACCUUGAGCUGCUCGUGUGGGUAGAGUUUGUGGCUGAGACAGAGAUGUGGAGCUGAACUCUUUGCUGUAAAUGUCCCUGAGAUAACUGCGGUGUAUGGUACUUGUAUAAUAAAAGUAUUCUGGGUAGAA
Cavia porcellus (domestic guinea pig) is the source of this 2866-nucleotide messenger RNA. RefSeq names its product transcription factor AP-2 gamma (gene Tfap2c). The transcript is spliced from 7 exons. Gene Ontology annotation, molecular function: RNA polymerase II transcription regulatory region sequence-specific DNA binding; DNA-binding transcription factor activity, RNA polymerase II-specific. The record is from RefSeq and is a predicted model, not a curated record. Gene Ontology annotation, cellular component: nucleus. Gene Ontology annotation, biological process: anatomical structure development; regulation of cell population proliferation; regulation of transcription by RNA polymerase II. Bases 265 to 1614 code for a protein of 449 amino acids. NCBI's taxonomy places the organism in Eukaryota, Metazoa, Chordata, Mammalia, Rodentia, Caviidae.